Molecule: messenger RNA, 457 nt
Organism: Brassicogethes aeneus
Lineage: Eukaryota; Metazoa; Arthropoda; Insecta; Coleoptera; Nitidulidae
Source: the annotation of a GenBank genome assembly
AUGUGGCCGUUAUUUAAAUUAAACAUCGAAUCGUCGCAAGAUUUCAGUAACAAGAAGAUGAUUUAUCAGUGCCGCGGCUUGCCGUUUGUUCGUACAGAGCGGCUACCGAAAUACAUGUAUUUAAUUGUGCCUGAACAUAGAGAUGAUGGACGGGGUGACAUUCCUGAGACCGCUCAACUUAGCCUGAACGGACAAUCCAAAAUGCAAUUCUUAACCGCACUUUUCUGCAUCGUCUUCGCCAUUUUAUUGGUCCAAGGGCCGGUUUUGGCCUGCAUUAAAAACCGCGACGGUUGCCAACCUGACGGAAGUCAAGGCAACUGUUGCUCAGGAUUUUGCUACAAAGAGUCAGGCUGGGUUGCCGGUUACUGCAAAUAGGAAACUCGACAACGCCGGACGAAUAUUUUUUACGCAACUUUGAUGUUUUAAAAAUAAUAAUAAAUUGUUAGAUAUAUUCAAA